Molecule: messenger RNA, 1242 nt
Organism: Dunckerocampus dactyliophorus (ringed pipefish)
Lineage: Eukaryota; Metazoa; Chordata; Actinopteri; Syngnathiformes; Syngnathidae
Gene: cdo1
Product: cysteine dioxygenase, type I
Exons: 5
Coding region: 94-687 (197 amino acids)
Biological process (GO): L-cysteine catabolic process
Molecular function (GO): ferrous iron binding; cysteine dioxygenase activity
Source: RefSeq, a predicted model, not a curated record
AUUGCAUUGAAGUUGGGAGAGGUGCGCAUACACUCUUAAUAUCAUCUUAAUAACGUCUCCACACUGCCGCUGCUGCUUCUGCAACAAGGAACGAUGGAUAGAGGCAAGCCACAAUCUCUGGAGGAGCUCACCAGAAGGCUGCAUGAAAUAUUCGAGAGUAACGACAUCAAUGUGGAGGAGGUGAAGGAGGUCAUGGAGUCGUACAAGAGCACCCGUCAGGACUGGGAGAAAUUUGCCAAGUUUGACAAACUCAGAUACACAAGGAACUUGGUUGAUGAAGGCAACGGGAAGUUCAACCUGAUCAUCUUGUGCUGGGGAGAAGGCCAUGGCAGUAGUAUCCACGACCACUCCAACUCCCACUGCUUCAUGAAGAUGCUGCAAGGCGAGCUCAAGGAGACGCUCUUCGACUGGCCCAAAGAAGAAGGAGGCCAGAUGACCGAGAGGUCACACAGCAUCCUGGAGGAAAACAAAGUCGCUUACAUAAAUGACUCCAUCGGACUGCACCGUGUGGAGAAUGUCAGCCACACCGAGGGCUCAGUCAGUUUGCACCUGUACAGCCCCCCCUUCCAGACCUGUCAGGUCUUUGACCAGCGCACCAGCCACAAAAGCACAGCCCAAAUGACCUUCUGGAGCAAAUAUGGAGAGAGGACUCCACUCACCAGAGGAGCAACAAAGGAGAACAAUUAACGCUUUCCAAAGGAGACUCUGGAUGAUGAAGACGUUUUGCUUUUAAAAAUGCUUAUUUUUCUCUUUUUUUAAAUAUUUUUAGUUGUUGGGUGGUUUUUUUGGGGGGGGAACUGCUGAUAACGACGCAACUUGUUGAAAAAUGCGUGGCUGCAGGCUGGUUCAAAAGGACAGCUGGCUGAUUAGGAUGGCUUUAUAGCUGCUUGGCAAAUAGCAAUGAGCGGCGCAGCAUGAAUAGGCAUUUCUUCUCAGUUGUUGAAGGCUCGAGCUGCAGCAUUUUACUGAGAAAACUGUCUUUUCCAGAGUUUGGUCCUUUUUGAAUGAUAUGUUCCAUAAAUUGAUACAUUUCUCUCGCACUUUUUUUCGUCAUACUGUCUUACUGAUGCCACUCAAAAAUGUCUUAGUGUCUGUUUUAUUUGUAGCUCACUUCACAUUCUGUAGGAGUCUUAUUGAACAAGAGUGGCUGUCGCACUGAAAAAUGAAUGCUUGAUUUCUGUGGUGCAAAAAGAUGAUUACGUGACCACAAUGAAAAAUAAACAGGAUUAUGCUUUAACAGGA